Molecule: messenger RNA, 4752 nt
Organism: Dendronephthya gigantea
Lineage: Eukaryota; Metazoa; Cnidaria; Anthozoa; Malacalcyonacea; Nephtheidae
Exons: 2
Coding region: 29-4012 (1327 amino acids)
Biological process (GO): DNA integration
Molecular function (GO): nucleic acid binding
Source: RefSeq, a predicted model, not a curated record
UACACAAGCCGAUAGUUUGUACGUUCGAAUGUCGACCAAACCCAACGCGCCAAGAUACGAUUCUGUGACAGCGCUGGCCAUCGUUCCUGUUCGCGUCAAGGCAUCUGGCCAUGGUGCAUCUAAGACGGUGGAAACGUAUGCAUUCUUGGAUUCGGGCUCGAAUACAUCAUUCUGCACCGAAGCCCUGCUCGACCAACUCGACCUUCAAGGCCGCAAGACGAGUCUGUCGCUGACGACGAUACAAGGUAAAAACUCGCUCGUGCAGUGCUCCCAGGUGAGUCUUGAAGUGUCUUCACUGGAUUCAGCAGCACAGCCCGUUAAUAUGCCAGUGGUGUAUUCACGACCAUCUCUACCAAUCUCCCGCGACGCCAUCAGUAACCAGGAAGAUGUAAACCGCUGGCCACAUCUUGAAGGAUUAUCCUUGCCAGAGAUCGACGCCGAAAUCGGCCUGCUUAUCGGAAGCGACGUCCCCGAAGCAAUACAACCAAUGGAAGUACGACAAAGUGAGAGCGGAGGACCUUUCGCGACUCGGACCAUCCUAGGAUGGGUACUCAAUGGCCCUCUUGGUAGAGGAAAGAACACGUCAGCUACGUCCAACUUUUUGCAGAGCACUGCUCGUCUUGAGCAGCAAUUCCAGGACUAUUGCAACUUGGAGUUCAACGACUCGUCCUACGAUGCCAAACAGUCAAUGUCGCAAAAUGACAAGAGAGCGCUGGAAAUCAUGGAGGAAAGCGUCCAAUUGAAGGAGGGUCAUUACGAAAUCGGGCUGCCAUGGAAGAGUCAUCCGCCGCAACUCAAAAACAACAGACCGGUAGCGGAAAGACGACUAAGUCUUUUGAAGAAGCGUCUUCAACGAGAACCAGAAGUACACGAGAAGUACAAGGGCUUCAUGAACGAUCUUAUCAAGAAUGAUUACGCCAGCAAAGUCGAGAACCGCGAAGUCGACCAGUCAAGCAUUCGGUGGUACCUGCCACAUCACCCCGUGUUCCAUCCUCAGAAACCCGACAAGGUGAGAGUGGUAUUCGACUGCUCAGCCAAGUAUCACCAGACGUCUCUCAACGACCAGCUCUUACAGGGGCCGGACCUUACCAACUCGCUUGUUGGCGUCUUGACAAGAUUUCGCGAGGAGCGCGUGGCUAUGAUGUCGGAUGUCGAGGCCAUGUUCUACCAAGUCCGUGUCCCUUCUGAAGAUCGUAAGGCUCUGAAAUUCCUGUGGUGGCCGGACGGCGACCUGGAUCAACCAGUGCAGGAGUACGAAAUGAACGUACACCUAUUCGGAGGUGCCUCAUCGCCCAGCUGCGCAAACUUUGCCCUGCGGAGAACCGCCCAAGAUAACAAGGCCGAAUUCGACCCAGAAACAACCGAAACUGUCGAAAGAAAUUUCUACGUUGAUGACUGCUUGAAGUCCAUUCCAACAGAUCCGGAAGCGGUGAGAUUGGCAAACCAACUGCGGGAAUUGUUGGCAAGGGGAGGAUUCAGAUUAACGAAGUGGACGUCCAACUCUAAAGCCGUGCUGGAGUCAUUACCAGAAUCAGAAAGAUCGGAGCAAGUCAAGGACAUGAACUUGGACAAAUCUCCUAUUCAGAGAGCCCUGGGUGUUCGCUGGAACGUAUCAUCAGACAAAUUCGGUUUCAGUAUUGUAGUGAAAGACCGUCCCGCAACCAGACGAGGCAUUUUGUCGGUGGUCAGUUCCGUUUUCGAUCCGCUGGGAUUUGUCGCUCCGUUUGUCCUUAAGGCGAAACAAAUCCUGCAGGACUUAUGCCGCUUGAAGCUCCGUUGGGACGACCCAAUCCCGGACGAACACCUGGCCCGCUGGCAAUCGUGGUUGAAGGAACUGCCGAAGCUCGAGGAUGUGCAAAUAGAUCGGUGUCUCAAGCCUACCAAUGACGCCAAGAUCAGUUCGUUCCAACUGCAUCAUUUCUCUGAUGCGUCGCAAGAUGGCUAUGGAGCCGCCACCUACCUACGUGUAGAAGAUGAAGCCGGCAAUAUCAAGUGUUCGUUUGUAAUGGGGAAGUCCCGUUUAGCGCCAAUCAAACAAGUUACGAUACCUCGUCUGGAGCUUUCAGCAGCUGUUACAGCCACGAGACUGGAGAAGAUCUGUCGGGGAGAACUCACGCUCGAAGUGAACGACACGUUCUUCUGGACCGACAGCACGUGUGUCCUACGCUACCUACAGAACAAAGAUAAACGAUUUCAGACCUUCGUUUCCAAUAGAAUUUCUACGAUACUUGAUGCAUCUUCUACUUUCCAGUGGCAUUACGUCAACACCCUUGCCAAUCCAGCCGACGACGCAUCUCGUGGCGUGCCAGCGACACAACUCCAGCGAUGGAUACAGGGGCCGGAUUUCCUGAGCAAGCCAAGGGCCGCUUGGCCACAGCCACCCAGUGAUCUGAGCUUGGUCAUUGGAGACAACGACCCCGAGGUCAAGCGACAAUCCGCCACGUACACGAACAAAAUUUCUAAUCUACAUCCACUUGCAGAGUUAGUCAAGCAUUUCUCUUCUUGGAGUCGGCUGAAAAAGGUCCUAGCGCUGGUUUUGCGCUACCAGGCGAUCCUGAAACGUCGCGUCAUCCAGAAGAAGUUAAAUCCUGCUGAAGCGAUCGGGUUUUCAACGUCCAUCACGCCUAUUUCCGUGUCCGAAAUGGUCAACGCUGAGAAGGAAAUAAUUCGACAUGUGCAGCAAGAAUGUUUCAGCGAAGAACGAGAAUGCCUAGAAAGAAUAAACCAAAGUAGCGAUAAAGAUCGCAAGAACGUAACGGUUAAGAAAUCGAGCCGCGUGUUCCAGCUGGAUCCAGUAUUAAAGAAUGGGUUGGUACGUGUCGGCGGAAGACUGCGGAGAGCACCAAUAAACGACAACGCUAAACACCCUAUCAUCCUCCCGAAAGACCACCAUGUUAUUGGACUCCUUGUAAACCAUUACCACCACAUCGCGGGUCAUUCCGGCGUCGAGCACACGCUUUCCCUCAUCAGAGAAAGGUAUUGGAUCGUAGACGGAAGAUCAGCCGUGAAGAAGGUCAUCGGCAAGUGCCUCAGCUGUAAGAAACGUCAGUCAACAGUAUGCAAUCAAAAGAUGGCCGACCUGCCAGAAGACCGGGUAACGCCCUCGCUGCCACCGUUUACGUAUACAGGCGUCGACUGCUUCGGACCGUUCGAAGUAAAACGUGCGAGAAGUCGUGUCAAGCGGUACGGAGUGCUCUUCACUUGUAUGACAACACGAGCGAUCCAUCUAGAAGUGGCCCACACGUUGGACACCGACUCUUUCAUUGAUGCUCUCCGACGAUUCGUGGCAAGGCGAGGUCAACCUAUGGAGAUCCGCUCGGACAACGGAGGAAACUUCGUCAAGGGUGAACGAGUGCUAAGACAAGCCAUUGACGAAUGGAAUCAAGAACAGAUCCACGACUUCCUGCUUCAACGAAAUGUCAAGUGGACCUUCAACCCACCCGCUGGAUCUCACUUUGGUGGAGUGUGGGAGAGGUGCAUAAGAACCGUAAGGAAGGUCAUGAAGGCGCUGAUGACGGAACAAGUGCUUCACGACGAGAGCCUCAACACGUUGUUCUGCGAGGUAGAGUCCGUGGUGAACAGCAGACCGAUCACGAAGCUGUCAGAUGAUCCACGGGACGAAGAACCACUCACCCCAAACCACUUGCUUCUAUUACGUCACCAACCCGCCCUUCCACCCGGUGUUUUUGGAAAGGAAGACAAUCAGAACCGAAGGAGAUGGCGUCAAGUGCAAUAUCUGUGCAACCUGUUCUGGAGACGUUGGGUAAGGGAGUAUCUCCCCUUGCUGCAGAAAAGACAAAAGUGGAACGCUUCGAAGAGGAACGUGGCAGUCAACGACAUCGUUAUGGUGCUAGACGACAGCAAACCAAGAGGAGUAUGGCCCUUAGCUCGGGUGUUGGAAGUGUACCGCAACAAGCGUGACGGACUGGUACGAUCCGUGAAACUGAAGACAAGCAGCAACGAGUUGGUGAGGCCUGUAGACAAGAUCGUCCUCCUAGAAGAAGCCGCCUGAUGUUGGUAUGAGAUCGUGAUAAACAUUGUUAUUAAACUAACGCUUUAUUCAUUUACUUAUUUAGUUAUUGACAUUAUUUCGUGUUUCAAACCAUUUAAAAAAACGGUAUUGUAAAGGCUCGUAGUACCGCCUUUAAGGGGCCGGUAUGUUGGUUUGAAACCCUAACUUUGUUAUUGUUAUCGUAUGUCGUUAAUUUCCGUUUUGUUACUUCCUGCGACUACACGCGCAGCUGCACAUAGUUUAAUGUUUCAUUGUAUAUCACUGUCAACUAGAGUAUGGUCACUCUACUCUACAAUUGGUUAUUUACGUUUAUGUUCGAACUCUAUCGACGGUAUUCAUCAGCAGUUUGGUGUGUGCGCCAACUAAAGUGCAAAGACGCGAUUAAGGCAAAACAGGCACCACGCAACGUCGUUCGACGUCGAUAUUCAAGGUUUUUGAUACGAAAUAGUACCUUCGUAUUUGUGAUUCACAAGGUAACGUUUUUCUUUUUAUAAUUAUCAAAGGUUAAUGCGGUAGUUAACAUUGGCAUUUAAUAUAAGGCCUCGGCCUUCAUGUACUCCCAUUCGAUCUUUCGUGUUAUUACUACACGUAUUACUUAAAUAUCAUUAACUGUACUGCUUUGGUACAUUUGCCAUCGACUAGCAUAUAUACUUUACAAAAACCAAUCAAAUAUUCACCAGGAUACGUCAAAAUUAAAUAACACUCUUACAGCUCUCUUGAGUGAGUCAACUUGAAUGUUA